Planococcus citri (citrus mealybug) is the source of this 2986-nucleotide messenger RNA. RefSeq names its product arylsulfatase B-like. The record is from RefSeq and is a predicted model, not a curated record. The transcript is spliced from 9 exons. NCBI's taxonomy places the organism in Eukaryota, Metazoa, Arthropoda, Insecta, Hemiptera, Pseudococcidae. The coding region runs from base 633 to 2498 and encodes 621 amino acids.
AUAAGCAUGCUACAAAAUCUCGACCAUCUUAUCUCUUACAAUGUUACCUACCUAACUAAGUUCGAUGUAAUCAUAUCAUGUGUUUUUCGUAUGUACGUUGCUCACGCGUUAGAAAACCCGUGACUAACACACGGGAUUCUGCAGGUAAAAAGCAUGAAUUGGUAAAUUAAACCACUAAUGAUGGGGUACCCGGUGAGAUAACAAAAUCAUCGCAAUUUUAAUUCAAAUUUGUUCACAUAACUAUAAAGCUUUAACACAUUCGACCGAAUACCGCGGUUCAUUAGCAAAUUCAUCGUUUGACGUAGACUCAUUUUCAAAUCCGAUCAUCGGCGAGGAUACACGCGGAUUUUAUGUGAAUUUUAAUUUUUUUUUUUCAUAAAACUACCUAACUAUAAAUCUAUUCGACGUCAAAAAAACAAAUCACCGUGUUAGCAACCAUAAUAAUUCACCAGUUGGAAACAAUAGUAUAGUGUAAUUAUUUGUACGAAACACCUAGCAUUCCUAUUUACACGGGCAUUAAGGUGAAAAAAAUUGAUAAAAAUUACCCACACUACUUUUUUAACUAACGCAUGGUUUAAUAUCAACUGCAAAAUUUUCCAACCGUGUCCGCGUCUUUUGAAAAAAUCGCGCAAAUGUCUUUUCGAGUUUUAGUGUAUCGGUUAUUCGUAUUUUUUGUCGUAUAUUUGUCGUCUCCGAGAUGGAUAGCUUCCUCCGAUGUAUCGAAAAAGCCACAUAUUAUUCUUAUCACCGCAGAUGAUAUGGGAUGGAACGAUGUCAGUUUCCACGGAUCAAACGUAAUUAAAACGCCCAACAUAGAUGCAUUAGCCUACCAUGGUGUCAUCUUAAACGACUUUCACACCUCAUCGCUAUGUACACCUUCCAGAUCAGCUCUUAUGACCGGAGAAUACCCAAUACACACAGGUACUCAACAUUCAGUCAUACUAGAAGCUGAACCUACUGGUUUACCAUUAGAUAGGAAAAUACUUCCAGAAUUUAUGAAAGAUGCCGGCUACAGCACACAUUUGAUUGGAAAAUGGCAUUUAGGAUUUUAUAAAGAAGUAUACACGCCAACUAAAAGGGGAUUCGAUUCAUUUUACGGUUAUUGGCAAGGUCAUCAAGACUAUUUUUCUCAUUAUGCUGAAGAAACUUUCGGUCCUUUCAUUGGGUACGAUAUGAGAAAUGAUUUAAAAACAGAUUGGAAAACCGAGGGUCAAUACUCGACUGAUGUUUUCACUGGCAAAGCAGUCGAUUUGAUUGAAAAACACAACGCAGAAAAACCUCUUUUCUUAUAUUUAUCUCAAAUUGCUCCCCAUGCUGGAGCUAAGAAUGAUCCUUUACAGGCUCCAGAAGAAGAAAUCAAAAAAUUCAGUCAUAUACCAAAUCUUGAAAAAAGAAAAUAUGCUGCGAUGGUGUCCAAACUUGACGAAUCAGUGGGAAAAGUUGUAAAAGCGUUGAAAAAUAAAAACAUGCUGGAAAAUUCUGUAAUACUUUUCAUGUCUGAUAACGGAGCUCCAACUGUUGGAAUUUACGCAACAACUGGUUCAAAUUAUCCUUUCAGAGGGAUCAAAUCUACUGAAUGGGAAGGUGGUACCAGAGUUCCAGCCAUCGUUUGGAGUCCUCUUUUUACCAGACAACAGAGAGUAUCCAACAUGAUGAUGCAUAUGGUUGAUAUUUUACCUACUUUAUGCAAAGCAGCAGGAUUGAAUUUAGAAGACGUUGGCGAAAUCGACGGUAAAAAUAUGUGGGAAAAUCUUGUGAACGGAAGCGAGGAGUCUCCUAGGACUGAAUUUGUCUACAAUAUUGAUCCAGCACAUGAAAGUAACGCUUACGGUGCCAUUCGUCUGGGUGAUUGGAAAUAUAUCCAAGGAACCAAAAAUACCACCGGACCGGAAAACGACUGGUAUAACAUAUUCAAUUUAGAAGCUGUGUUCGAUGAUACAUUCUACGAUACCGCUGACAUAAUAAAUUCAUCGGUGGCUAAAGCUAUAUCAACACUGACACUACCACUACACAACACCGAUUACGAUCACAAACACAUAGAUAUACGUCGUAUAGACUUGAGUAACGAAGUAGACAAAGAAUUAGAAUCCAAUAUUGAUGAAAUUCUCACACCGGAGAAGAUCCUCAGCUUACGAGAAGAAGCACGAAUCGACUGCUCCAGAGCACUGCAUCGACCACCUUGUAUGCUAAAUGAGGCACCGUGUUUGAUAAAUUUACUAGAAGAUCCCUGCGAGAGGUACAAUUUGGCCGAUGAGAAUCCACUACAGAUGGAAAUAAUGCGCGAAUUAUUCGAGAAAUAUCGUCAAGAGGUGAUACCUCCGAUGAAUAAACCCAGAGAUGAAGAUGCUGAUCCGACAAAUUAUAACGGUGUCUGGGUGAAUUGGGGUGAUCGUCAAAGUAGUACAUUCCCAUUCUACAGACGUAUCACUCGUCGAGCAAAACAACUCAGAAAACGGCUUUCCUCUACGAUGCAAUGUAUGAGAUCUUGUGUAUCAUAAAAUACCAACUUCAGGGCGAAAUGAUGACUUAAAAUAAUGCAUUUUGAAUCAAUCCGACACUUAUUGGUACAGGUACACACUGCGAAUCGGAGAAAGAAAAAUGCACAAUGCUAGAAUAACUUUCAAUCACCAUCGCGAUUCAUUAAUUAGCAACACACGCGAACGCAAGCGAAUAGAUAAUUAAUUAAUUAAUUAAAUUAAUCAAAAAAUGUCGAAUUGUCCAAGAAAAAGCGCGACACUUCAAGUUCAAAAAUUUCAAAUUUCUUCCAUCGAUUAUCAAAAACAAAAACUCGAACGACAUCGAUCAUCCAGAUCGAUGAAUGAUUCGAUUAAGAUUCGAUGUUCAAUUCACUAAUUUACUUUUCUACCGCAAGGAGCGUUUUAGUGAUUGAAUCUUUUUUCAGAAUUUUUGAAAAAUUUCAAAAAUUUGUAAUGAAUUAAUUUUAAAUUACCUACCUAUUUGAAUAAAAAUUUCAUCACAGACUGUA